Colletes gigas is the source of this 693-nucleotide messenger RNA. RefSeq names its product transmembrane protein 222. Bases 67 to 636 code for a protein of 189 amino acids. The transcript has 4 exons. The record is from RefSeq and is a predicted model, not a curated record. Lineage: Eukaryota; Metazoa; Arthropoda; Insecta; Hymenoptera; Colletidae.
AAUGGCAGUUUUCUCUGAUCGAAGAGGUGUCGCCACGUAUGAGGGGAACCGUGGAACCGACAUGCAAUGUCAAAACAAACCAUGAAGGAGGACGAAAUACUGACAAACUCGCAAGAUAUCAUGGACGAAACGUUAAACAUGGACCUCGCUAUCAAUCCGGAAAGACAGAGAUUCCCAUUUUGUAUCGUCUGGACUCCGCUACCGAUUUUAACGUAUUUUUUACCAUUCAUCGGUCACAUGGGCAUCGCCACUUCUACCGGUGUGAUACGAGAUUUCGCGGGCCCCUAUCAUGUGUCCGAAGAUAAUAUGGCAUUUGGGAAACCUACGAAAUAUUGGCAAUUAAAACACACCAAAGCCAAAGGGCAUAUUCAAGGAUGGGACUCGGCCGUUUCGGAAGCCAGUGAAAUUUACAAGACCAGAAUGCACAAUUUAUUUUGCGACAACUGUCAUUCUCACGUGGCCACGGCGUUGAAUUUAAUGUCGUACGAUAAUUCGAACAGUUGGAAUAUGGUCAAGCUAGCUUUCCUCAUGUUCGUGUACGGAAAAUACGUAAGUUUUCUAGGUUUCCUUAAAACAUGGUUGCCGUUUUGUCUGCUCAUUACCGCCAUCACAUUGUUCUGCCUGUUUCUGCGGUAAUUUUGACGCAGAUUUAGUAAAAUUUGUCCCGGUGGCGUUCAAGUCACGCGUCAGAGA